GUCACAUUCUUCUUCUUUUCGUCUCAUUUUUUACUAUUAUUGGUUCUUUUUAUUGAUCAAUUAGCAAUAAAAAAAAUUUUAAAAAAAUGGAUUCAAGAAUAUUGAGGCUCUUUUGUUUGGUUUUCUUAGUGUCAUCAUGUUUUAUUAAUUUAUCUAAUGCAGAUGAAUUGAAGCUUAUGGUGAAAGGAGUUACAUCUAUUGCUCAAACAGAUGAUAAUUUCAUAUGUGCAACUUUAGAUUGGUGGCCAGAAAAUAAAUGUGAUUAUAAUCAAUGUCCAUGGGGAAAAGCUGGUUUACUUAAUCUGGAUUUGAAAAACAAGAUUCUUGCAAACGCUGUUAAAGCAUUCAAGCCACUAAGAAUCAGAAUAGGAGGUUCUUUGCAAGAUCAAGUUUACUACAAAGUUGGAAAAUAUCCAAAGCAAUGCUCAAAUUUUGAGAAAAAAUCUGAUGGACUUUUUGGAUUUGGUGAUGGUUGUCUCCACAUGAAUAGAUGGGAUGAAUUGAAUGAUUUAUUCAACCAAACAGGGGCUGCAAUAACAUUUUCAUUCAAUGCUUUACUUGGAAGAAUACCAUCAGAUGAACAUAAUACUCUUUGGGAAGGAGAUUGGAAUCAAUUCAAUGCAAAAUCAUUGAUGAAAUACACUAUCGAAAAGGGAUACAAAAUUGACUCAUAUGAACUAGGUAAUGAGCUUUGUGGAGGAGGAGUUGCUGCAAGAAUAAAGCCUCAUCAAUAUGGCAAAGAUGUCAAGAAAUUGAAGAGACUUGUCACACAUAUGUACCCUAAUCCUGCUGAUAGACCAAAAAUCUUGGCCCCUGGUGGAUUUUAUGAUGAAAAAUGGUUCCAAGAGUUCCUUCUAGCUACCGGACCGGGCGUUGUCGAUGGAUUGACACAUCAUAUUUACAACCUUGGAGCAGGUGUUGAUCCAACUCUACUUGACAAACUUCAGAAUCCAUUUUUCCUUAGCCAAGUAGCUCAAACAUUUAAGAAUGUUGAAAAUGAUGCUAAAUUGUUUUCACCAUCUUCUGGACCUUGGGUUGGUGAAGCUGGUGGAGCUUACAAUAGUGGUGGCAAACACACUUCACACACCUUCGUUAACGGUUUCUGGUACUUGGAUCAACUGGGAAUGACAUCAACUUUCAACCACAAGGUAUACUGCAGACAAUCCUUAAUUGGUGGAAACUAUGGUCUUCUCAACACAACUUCUUUCAUGCCAAAUCCAGACUACUAUGGUGCUCUUCUGUGGCAUAAGGUCAUGGGAAAGAAUGUGCUUUCUGCUACUCAUGAAGGCUCUCCAUACAUCCGCACUUACGCGCAUUGCUCAAAAACAAGUGGCAUUACGGUUCUGCUAAUUAACAUGGAUAAGUCAACUACCUUUGAUGUCUCUGUGGUCGAUGACUUGAAUAUACACCCUGUUGUAUACCCUAAGAGCGUUGAAUCUAUACAUCAAAGAGAAGAGUACCAUUUGACGCCAAAAGAUGGCAACAUUCAAAGUGAUGUGUUGUUGCUAAAUGGCACUCCAUUGAAACUCACUUCCUCAUUGGACAUCCCGGAAAUGAAUCCUAAGCUCGUUGAUCCAACGUUUCCCAUCAGUGUUGCUCCUCAAUCUAUCGUCUUUGCAACUUUGAGAGGGUUCCAGGCUCCUGCUUGUGCAUAGAGAAUUCACAAAAUUAAUUAGUUUAGUUUUUAGAUUAGGAUAAAUACAUUAGAUCCUUCUCAUUAACAUGUUCAGAGAAGUUACAUAUUAAAGUAAUAGUAGUUUACUUUGUUGUUUUAGCAUAGUUGCUUUAUACUACAUUGUCAGUUUUACUUUCUUUAAUUCUUCUAUUGGUUUCUGAUUAAGGAAUUUGCAUCUAUAUAACCUGAAAAGAACUCAAGAUUCUACUUUUUGGACAUACCUAAAGAAUCCCGGUUUUUCGAGUCUCAUACCUGAACUAUCACCAACUAUUGAUAGUUGAGGUGUGUGUGAAAUUUCACGUAUGAAACUCGAAAAAACGAAAGAAUUAACUCUAAAAGGAAUUUGAAUCUCUUCAAAAGAGAAAGCAAACCAUUUAGCAGAAGUA
Capsicum annuum is the source of this 2061-nucleotide messenger RNA. RefSeq names its product heparanase-like protein 2. The record is from RefSeq and is a predicted model, not a curated record. Gene Ontology annotation, molecular function: beta-glucuronidase activity. NCBI's taxonomy places the organism in Eukaryota, Viridiplantae, Streptophyta, Magnoliopsida, Solanales, Solanaceae. Gene Ontology annotation, cellular component: membrane; plant-type cell wall. The transcript is spliced from 9 exons. Bases 87 to 1655 code for a protein of 522 amino acids.